Messenger RNA from Clupea harengus (Atlantic herring), 1214 nucleotides. Its product is annotated as partitioning defective 3 homolog B-like. Gene Ontology annotation, molecular function: phosphatidylinositol binding; protein binding. Gene Ontology annotation, biological process: establishment of cell polarity; cell adhesion; establishment of centrosome localization. The coding region runs from base 963 to 1199 and encodes 78 amino acids. The record is from RefSeq and is a predicted model, not a curated record. Lineage: Eukaryota; Metazoa; Chordata; Actinopteri; Clupeiformes; Clupeidae. The transcript has 2 exons. Gene Ontology annotation, cellular component: adherens junction; apical plasma membrane; cell cortex.
CUGUGCGUGGCCCAAGUAAAUUUGGAUUAGUGAAGUGUGUGUGAGUGGAUACAAGACUUUUUGGAGUGACGAAAGGCACGCGACUUAAUAAACAGGCAAAAAACACUUUUUAACAAGACAAGAGACAUUUUAUUUAACCGCUUAUCAGUUUGUGGUUUUGCGGAUGUCCGGUCGGGAAAAUUCAGCUGUAGGAGACUUAAUUCGCAAACGGGAAAGUUUGGAUUCCAAUGCACAUCUUCUUCUUGGACAUCAGGUUUGGGAGGAAUAAACGCCGCGUUAACCUCGCUGAUCUUGUUUCAGAGAUACACACAACCAAAAUUAAACAGUUUAUAUGCAUUGUUUAUUGGAGCUAAUUCGGAAGCCUGUAUUACGUGACAAAAGUUAUUCUCCUCUCCAACUUGCUAACAAGCUAGCAAAGUAGCUAGAGUAGCUAAGUUACCUUAUAUGCUCACUCCAGUGAAAGUGAAUGAAUUGAUUAGCAAACAGGCUAGCACCAGCUUUUAGCCAGUUAGUGAUGGUAUUUCUUUAACAUGUUUACCAGUUGACAGAUUAUUAUUCGGGACGGCAUAAAAAGUAUCCCCAUGGGCGUUGUGACCACACCGUUCCGAACAAGUGUGGUGACACACUUUGACUUCUCUGGGGACAGACUAUAAGCUAACUUUCUCAGUCUAAAACUUGCCUUUUACAGUGUAACUUUAGUGUAACAUACGUCCAGAUUUGUAACAAAGAGUCCACACUAAGACACCAUCCGUCGCUAUAUUGUAACAGUUCGUACAGAUAGUCGAUACAUCAAAGACGCUUUGCAACAAACGAGAGUGUUCAAGUAUCCAACACCCCUGCUGCGCCCAUGCAAAGACGCGGGACUGCUGCGAAGGACACCUGUUGAUGCUGAGAGAGACUGGGAUGAGAUUCCUGUCCAGAUUUCCUUGCUAAUCUAAUUUUUUGGAGGCACACGAGAUAAAAUGAAGGUGACGGUGAAUUUCGGGAGAACUGGCGUGGUUGUGCCGUGCAAAGACGGAUGGACGGUGCGGGACUUGAUCCAACAAGCCACCCAGAGAUACAGAAAACUACUGGAGCAGGAGGGGGACUUCCUGGUUCGGACGCACCACGUGGAGUACUGUGACGGGGGGAUUCUGGACCCUGAUGACAUUCUGACCGACCUGGUGGAGGACAGAGACAAGGUGAGUCCACAGCUGUGACCCCCUGUCUCAGCG